CGUAUUACAAGUACAAUUGCUUUACGAUUACAAAUAAUGCAGCGUUCAGCAAAUUGUUUCGCAGCAUCGGCAAUUCAUCGACAAAAUUUUGGUUCCAAUCAUGAUUUAUGGAAAAUAAUAAACGAGAUAAAAAUUUUUGAUGAAAUUCCCUUAAAAAUUUAUGCAUCAAAUCGUUCGAAAUUGAAUGUGGCUUUUGCAGAUGUUCCGGGUCCCAUUGUUCAUGGAAUUAUUUCUCUUGUGACAGAAACAAAUACAAACGAUGGAUUACCUCAUACACUUGAACAUCUUGUUUUUACUGGUUGUCACCAUCAUCCUUACAGUUUUGAUUUACUAGCCAAUCGUUGUUUGGCUGCUGGAUCCAAUGCAUGGACUGAUCAAGAUCAUACGGCUUAUACUUUAUCCACGGUGGGAAAUAAAGGAUUCCUGAAAGCUUUUCCUACAUAUAUGCGUUAUAUUUUAUCGCCAACGUUAACGGAUUCUCAAUUUCUCACUGAAGUACAUCAUAUAAAUGGUGACGGUCAUAAUGGUGGAGUAGUUUAUUGUGAAAUGCAAGACGUAGAAUCGGAUUUUACGUCUAUAAUUGAUCGAAAACGUCGAGAACUGAUGUAUCCGGAAGGUGAUUCGACUAUUUCACAUUCUUUUCUUCUGAAUAGAUGCCCAUAUCGAGUGGAAACUGGGGGUCGUUUGGAAAAUCUUCGUUUUUGCACAAUUGAAAAGGUGCGACAGUUUCAUAAACAUUUCUACCAUCUAAACAAUUUAUUAAUCAUUAUUUGCGGUAUUGUUGAUAGUUCUGCAAUUCUGAAAGCUUUAUCAAAUGUUGAAAGUGAAAUGAUGCAACAUAUUCCCAAUACAUUUUCUAAACCCUUUCAAAACAAAUAUCCGCCAAUUGAUGGAAAUCGUGAAGCAGUUAUCAAAUAUCCUUCAGAUGAUGAAGAUAAUGGAACAGUUCAAAUAUCAUGGUUUAUUGCAGAUGAAAUCGAUUUGUAUAGAGCAUCUGCACUGGAUAAUUUAAUCGAAUAUUUGGGCAGUACUGUCGCUUCUCCAUUGGAGAGGGAUUUUAUCCAACUUACUGAUUCGUUUGCUGGCACUGUAGAUUUCAGUUUUGUAGAAAGACCUCAGUCGGAGCUAUUACUUCAGUUCGGUAAUGUGCCCAUUGCAAAAUUACCUCUCAUUAAAGAUAGGUUAUUUUCGAAAACAAUCGUUGAACAUUGUGAUGGCAAUAAUUUUAAUAUGGAGCGAAUGAAAGUUAUUAUCAAUGACAAUAUUCGUGAUUGUAUUUCGCAGCUGGAAAGUAGCAUCGUUGACACAGUAUCUCAUUCAUUAAUUUUUCAUCAGUUAUAUGGCAAUACUGGCGAAGAACUUGAUGCUCGAUUGAAUUCCCCUGUCGUUUUAAAGAAACUUUUAAAUGAACCACCAAAUUUCUGGGCAAAUCUAGUAAAACGAUAUCUUAAUACUUCUUGUGAAACAAAACGAAUUGAGAAACAACGCGAAGAUCUUGGAGAAAGUGGUUUGCUAGAAUGUGAUAAAAAAUUACAGCAAGCAGUUUAUGUAAAUUCGGUAAUUUGUUAUUUUCUUUCUUAUCUAAUCGUUAUAUCUAUUAAUUUUCUUAAUUUUUUUGAUAUUCUUGUAAAUGAGCCAACAUGUACGGAGCUUACUCAUUUCACCGUUAAUGAUUUGGACAAUUUCGAACUUUUCCGAAUAAAUACAUUCCGUGAUCAUUCGUUUUUUGGAAAUACGCCUUUUAUGUAUUAUUUGCACGAGUGUUCUUCAAAAUUUAUCCGUCUAUAUUUAAUUUGGGAUACUAUAGAUAUUUCGUUUGAAACACGUGUCUGGCUUGAGGUUUUCACUCGGCUUGUUUUUACAAGUUCGGCUAUGGUGGAUGAUAAGAUAAUUCCCUAUGAUGAACUUACCAAUUGGCGCCAGAAAGACCUUAGCAAUUACGGAUUUGAUUAUGGGAUUUCUAAAAAUUCGCUUAUUAUAAACAGCAGUAAUUUUCAGGCAUUAGAAGAAGAUCACAUUAAUCUGCAAAAGUGGGUUCAAAUAAUCUUCAAGGAAUUAUUUUUUGAUGAUGAACGAAUCAAAAUAUUGUUAAAAACUCUGAUUGCAGAAAAUGAUUCAUUAAAAUUCGAGGGCGAUGUCGUUUGCCACUCUCUUAUCGAUAAUAUAUUUUAUAAAAAAGAUAGCAAUCAUCGAUUAACUUCGCCGUUGAUUCUCAACAACUUUUAUAAAGAAGUACUCAAUCAUUUCUCGGAAGAUAAUUCACUGAUAAUUGAAAAACUCAAAAAAGCUCGUAGUUGCUUGCUGAAUGCACCAUUAAAUAUACAUAUAGACUGUAGUGAAAAUUUUCUCGACGAGGCUGAAAAGUUGAAAGAUUUACAACAAAUACAUAAUAUUUCGGUCAACCGUGAUGGCAAGAUUUCAUUUCAAGAUACACCUGCUAUUUUUCAAAAUACGAAUAGUCUUUCCAAACAAAAAUUGUUGGCUAUGGGAUGUAUUGAUUCGUCAUUCAUGUAUCAGGUGAUUGGAUUUAAUCAUAAUUGGCGAAUGGACGAAUAUAUGUCCGUUUUGUUGUUCGCUGGAUAUUUAUCACAAGAUGAAGGUAUUCUGUGGCGUGAAAUUCGCAGUAAAGGUCUUGCAUAUAAUGCGAGAAUUACUUUAAAUCUGGACAGUCAAAUUCGCUUUCUGUUGUAUCGAAGCUCGCAGAUUGUCACGGCUUAUGAAGCUGCGAAAAAUGCAACAUUAUUGGCGUUAGAAAAUGAUAUUUGUGAAGAAAAAUUUGAAUCCGCCAAAAGAAGCUUGAUAUGUCAAAUAAUAGAGAAAGAAGAUACAUUAUUCAAGGCGACAAGGCAGCGAAUUUAUAAUUUACUGCACGGUAGAAAUGACUCUUUUGUUCGCGAACUUUGUAAUCAUAUUUGGUACGCGAAGUCGGAUGAAGUAAAACAUCGAGCUGUUCCCUAUUUCCACGCUUUAUUUAAUGAAAAACAAUGUUCAAGAGCAAUCGUUGUGCCGAUUUCGAAAUUGAAUGAAGUUAAGGAACAUUUUAUUGGUGCUGAAGUUAUCACUAUGGAUGAUCUUUUUCAAAAAUAUACAUUUAAUGAUGGCUUUGUUUUUUAG
Dracunculus medinensis (Guinea worm) is the source of this 3114-nucleotide messenger RNA. The record is from the annotation of a GenBank genome assembly. Lineage: Eukaryota; Metazoa; Nematoda; Chromadorea; Rhabditida; Dracunculidae.